Anthonomus grandis grandis is the source of this 1602-nucleotide messenger RNA. It is a transcript of the gene ND-51, whose product is annotated as NADH dehydrogenase [ubiquinone] flavoprotein 1, mitochondrial-like. The transcript has a single exon. NCBI's taxonomy places the organism in Eukaryota, Metazoa, Arthropoda, Insecta, Coleoptera, Curculionidae. Gene Ontology annotation, molecular function: NADH dehydrogenase (ubiquinone) activity; 4 iron, 4 sulfur cluster binding; FMN binding. Bases 108 to 1535 code for a protein of 475 amino acids. The record is from RefSeq and is a predicted model, not a curated record. Gene Ontology annotation, biological process: mitochondrial electron transport, NADH to ubiquinone.
CAGUAAUGACAGUUGACAUUACAUAACAAAAUACCUUUUAUAUGGUUCUGGUGGUGAAUUAAUUUAAUUUUUCCCCCAAAUUGGUAGGAAUUGGUAGUCGCUUUUCGAUGGCAAACCGAAUAUUCUCAAAAAUUGCCGUAGCCAAAAAUGGAUACUCGUCAACAGCUGUCUGCCUCAGAGCGCUUUCUGCUGGCCCACCUCCGGGUACUCCACCACCACAGACCAAAACAAAAUUCGGGCCCUUAGCUGAUGAAGACCGAGUAUUCACAAACUUGUAUGGCAAACACGACUGGCGCCUUAAAGGAGCCAUGAAACGAGGCGAUUGGUAUAAGACAAAGGAAAUAUUGGUGAAAGGAGCAGAUUGGAUCAUCAAUGAAGUAAAAACCUCAGGGCUGAGAGGCAGAGGAGGUGCCGGGUUUCCUAGCGGUAUGAAAUGGUCCUUUAUGAACAAGCCCGGCGAUGGUCGUCCAAAAUAUCUUGUUGUCAAUGCUGAUGAAGGUGAACCAGGCACUUGCAAAGACAGAGAAAUCAUGAGACAUGACCCACAUAAACUUGUUGAGGGUUGUCUUAUUGCUGGAAGAGCCAUUGGAGCUAAAGCUGCAUAUAUCUACAUCAGGGGUGAAUUCUAUAAUGAAGCUUCUAAUAUGCAAGUGGCUAUUGCAGAGGCAUACCAAGCAGGCUUUCUUGGUAAAAAUGCUUGUGGAUCUGGCUAUGAUUUUGAUGUCUUUAUGCACAGGGGUGCUGGGGCAUAUAUUUGUGGAGAAGAAACUGCUCUGAUUGAGUCAAUUGAAGGUAAACAAGGCAAACCUCGUCUAAAGCCUCCAUUCCCUGCUGAUGUUGGUGUUUUUGGUUGUCCAACUACUGUGAACAAUGUUGAAACUAUUGCUGUUUCUCCAACAAUUUGCCGUAGAGGAGGUGCUUGGUUUGCCUCUUUUGGAAGGACCAGAAACUCUGGAACAAAAUUAUUUAACAUUUCUGGGCAUGUUAAUACACCAUGCACAGUUGAGGAAGAAAUGAGCAUACCAUUAAAGGAAUUAAUUGAAAUUCAUGCUGGGGGUGUUCAAGGUGGUUGGGACAACUUGCUGGCCAUCAUUCCAGGUGGUUCUUCAACACCACUUAUACCAAAAAAAGUGUGUGAAGAUGUCCUUAUGGACUUUGAUGGUUUGGUUGCAGCUCAAACCAGUUUGGGAACUGCAGCAAUUAUUGUCAUGAAUAAGCAAACUGAUAUUGUUAAAGCCAUUGCUAGAUUACUUAUGUUUUACAAGCAUGAGUCUUGUGGUCAGUGCACUCCAUGCCGAGAAGGUGUCCAUUGGAUGAACAAGAUUAUACACAGAUUUGUUGAUGGUAAUGCCAAGGUUGAUGAAAUUGAUAUGCUAUGGGAAAUCAGUAAGCAAGUAGAAGGGCACUCAAUUUGUGCUUUGGCUGAUGGUGCUGCUUGGCCUGUUCAAGGACUUAUAAGACACUUUAGACCUGAACUGGAGAAGAGGAUGCUUAGUUUCGAGAGGGAGCAUAGUAAACAAAGGGCUGUAUGCUAAAUAUUGGGGGUUAUUAAAUGUGUAUUAACAUAUUUAUGAUGUAAAUAAAAAUGUUAGAUAAGUUGGA